Pecten maximus is the source of this 1184-nucleotide messenger RNA. RefSeq names its product zinc finger protein 771-like. Gene Ontology annotation, biological process: regulation of transcription by RNA polymerase II. Lineage: Eukaryota; Metazoa; Mollusca; Bivalvia; Pectinida; Pectinidae. Gene Ontology annotation, molecular function: DNA-binding transcription factor activity, RNA polymerase II-specific; RNA polymerase II transcription regulatory region sequence-specific DNA binding. The transcript is spliced from 2 exons. The record is from RefSeq and is a predicted model, not a curated record. The coding region runs from base 110 to 997 and encodes 295 amino acids. Gene Ontology annotation, cellular component: nucleus.
UGUACACCCCACUGAUCAACAGGCUGCUUCGGUGCAUGUUCUGAACCAAGGGACACCUGCAAUAAUCUGACAAAACCACCCACGGGACACUGGCCCCAGGGACGGGAAUAUGGCCGACACCCAGGUGUGUCUUCCUUCACCUCUAUUAAGGCCAAUCCCCGUGUAUGGUCAGAGAGAAGCACUUCCUCCUCGGAUCCCACGUCUCCCUUUCCAGCCAUGGGUAUCCAUGGACGCCGGACUUAGUCUUAUGAGAUCGUUCCCCCUAACGGCAUUCAUGGCGGUUCAGAAUCAUGCCAGGCAACAAGAAACGAGCGCCGAUAUUUCACCGGGGUUCCGAACGGUUGUCCGAUCAUUAGACGAUAAAUCACAGGAUGAUCGAACAAAUGCACGUGCUCCUCUGUCAAAUUCACAUAAGCAGAGCCCGGAUGUUGUCUCCACCUCGCCGUAUCCAUUUCCGCUGCAGCCAUUAAUAUUACCAAACCGAGGACAAUUAAUCUCACCACUUAACGUCAACAGGAAGGUAUUCCCUUGUCCAGAAUGCAGAUACACAACGGAUAGAAGAAACAAUCUCAAAAGACACAUGCUUACAAUGCACAGACGUUGCGCAAAGCUCAUGGAAUGUUGUGGCGUACUUUUCACUACGAAAGCCUCGCUUAGAGAACAUUCUAUGAUAUUUCAUUACCAUGGAUACACGUGCUUUUACUGUGGGCGUCGUUUCUGUCGGAAAGCACUCUUGAAACGCCAUCUAUCCGUCCAUAAUGGACAGAAAGAUUUUGUUUGUCCGGUUUGUGAUUACGCCACUAGUCACAAGAGUAACUUAGAACGUCAUAGGAAAAUCCACUUGCGCAGUGAUGACACGUCUUCGUCAGAAAGGGAUAUCGAGGAGGAGAAAUGUGACUACGCACAUCCUGCAAGAACCGGAAGUGACGUAGGGUUAGCACACGAGUCGGAUAUUUUGUCAGACUCGUCGGAAGAGGAAGAGAUUGACGUUAGCUGAGUCACGUGAUAUUGACACAUGCUAGAGUCACCUAGAAGGCUAAAGGGAAAUUGCAAUACUUCUGCCUGUCGUACCAACAGGAUAAAUAUGAUGCUAAAAACGCCUGUUAUAUUGUAUUGUCUCCAUUCAAGAUUCAUAUGUUAUGUUGUUAUUAUAUAUAAAAUAAAUAUUCAGUUUUGUUAACAUA